AUAAUUGAGCGGCACAGGGAGCACAACGGCAAUCAGCGGACUUAAGUGGACAACAACAAGAAAAUCCCAUUUCCAGUACACAUCUGACGCCCAUAAACCAACAAGAAUAUAGCUCUUAUCUGGCGAUACGGCUGGCAUAUCAGGCGUAUCAGUAAUCUAUAAAUCUCAUUGGUGUUUCAUUUUUUUCAUUGGGCACAGCAUGAUCGCACAUUUGAGACAUUUGACGAGGGGGCUGCCUGUGCAGCGUGGCCAGCUUAAGCAGUUGCAGCAGCUGCGCAGCGUUUCCUAUUUGAUUGACCAGCCCGAGUACAGUUUUCUCAAGGAUCUCGGCCUGGAGCGCGAUAAUCCCGGCGUCUUUUCCGGCCAUUGGCAGGGCCGCGGAAAAAGCAUUACCAGCUACGAUCCGGGCAGUGGUCAGGCUAUCGCCACAGUGCGUCAGGGUAACGUCCAAGAGCUGCAGCAGUGCAUCGGUCUGGGCGUGGAGGCCUACAAGCAGUGGCGCCAGGUGCCCGCUCCGGUGCGGGGAGAGAUUGUGCGUCAAAUUGGCGACGAGCUGCGCAAAUACAAGGAGCCGCUGGGCAAGCUAGUCUCCCUUGAGGUGGGCAAGAUCUACAGCGAAGGUCAGGGCGAGGUGCAGGAGUUCAUUGAUAUCUGUGACUAUGCGGUGGGUCUCUCACGCAUCUAUGCCGGACAGCUCAUCAAUUCGGAGCGUGCCGAGCACACAAUCCUCGAGGCCUGGCGUCCCUUGGGCCUCGUGGGCGUCAUCUCGGCCUACAAUUUCCCGAACGCUGUAUUCGGCUGGAAUGCAGCGAUUGCUCUGGCAACUGGAAACAGUGUGCUCUGGAAGGGUGCACCUAGCACACCGCUGGUCUCCGUUGCCACCACUCGCAUUGUGGCCGAGGUGCUGCGCCGCAACAAUCUGCCGGCGGUAGUCGGCCUCUGUCAGGGCGGCACCGAUGUGGGUGCUACCCUCGUCGCCGACAAGCGCGUGAAUCUCUUGAGUUUCACGGGCAGCUGCCAGACGGGCCGUGAUGUGGGUGUGGAGGUGCAGCGUCGCUUCGGCAAGGUCAUACUGGAGCUGGGCGGCAACAAUGCGCUGAUUGUCGACGCGUCGGCCAACAUGAAAAUGGCCUUGGAUGCGGCGCUCUUUGGCUGCAUCGGCACCACUGGCCAGCGCUGCACUACCACCAGGCGCAUCAUUGUGCACGAGCAACUGCACGAUAGCUUCGUGGAUGCUUUGACCAAGAAGUAUGCACAGCUGUUGCCACGCAUUGGCCAUCAGUUGGAGGCGCAAACGCUGGUGGGACCCGUGCACACCCAGCAGAACGUGGACAACUACAAAGCGACCAUAGAGGAGGCGAAACUUCUGGGCGGCACUGUAGCCUUUGGUGGAAGCGUGCUGUCGCGUCCUGGCUAUUAUGUGGAGCCGACCAUCAUCACCGGGCUGCCUCAUGAUGCGAGCGUUGUGCAUCGCGAAACAUUUGCGCCCAUUGUAUAUGUGCUGAAGGCGCGCAAUGUGGACGAGGCCAUUGCCUGGAACAAUGAGGUGGAGCAGGGUCUGUCCUCGGCCAUCUUUACGGAGAACAUCGGACAGGCGUUCAAAUGGAUUGGCGCCCAGGGCUCCGAUUGUGGCAUCGUUAACAUAAACACCACCACAAACGGUGCCGAGAUUGGCGGCGCCUUUGGCGGCGAGAAGGCAACUGGCGGUGGUCGCGAGUCCGGCUCAGAUGCCUGGAAACAGUACUGCAAGCGGGCCACCAUCACCGUGAAUCAUUCGGGCGAACUUGCCUGCGCCCAGGGCGUUGUCUUCAGCGUGGAGUAAACA
This is a messenger RNA of Drosophila grimshawi, 1825 nucleotides long. RefSeq names its product putative aldehyde dehydrogenase family 7 member A1 homolog (gene Aldh7A1). The record is from RefSeq and is a predicted model, not a curated record. Lineage: Eukaryota; Metazoa; Arthropoda; Insecta; Diptera; Drosophilidae. The transcript is spliced from 2 exons. Gene Ontology annotation, molecular function: aldehyde dehydrogenase (NAD+) activity. Bases 200 to 1822 code for a protein of 540 amino acids.